AUGUUCCUGAGGGCUGUGGUCCUGACCCUGGCCCUAGUGGCUGUCACCGGUGCCCGGGCUGAGGUCAGUCCCGACCAGGUGGCCACCGUGGUGUGGGACUACUUCAGUCAGCUGAGCAACAAUGCCAAGGAAGCCGUGGAACAUCUCCAGCAGUCUGAGCUCACCCAGCAGCUCAAUGCCCUCUUCCAGGACAAGCUUGGGCAAGUGAACACCUAUGCGGAUAACCUGCAGAAGAAGCUCGUGCCCUUCGCCACUGAGCUGCACGAACGCCUGACCAAAGACUCGGAGAAGCUGAAGGAGGAGAUUCGGAAGGAGCUGGAGGAGCUGCGGGCACGGCUGCUGCCCCACGCCAAUGAGGUGAGCCAGAAAAUCGGGGACAAUGUGCGCGAGCUGCAGCAGCGCCUGGGGCCAUACGCGGAUGAGCUGCGCACCCAGGUCAACACUCACGCUGAGCACCUGCGGCGCCACCUGACGUCCCACGCGCAGCGCAUGGAGGCCGUGCUGCGCGAGAACGUGGACAACCUGCAGUCCUCACUGACGCCCUACGCAGAUGAGUUCAAGGCCAAGAUCGACCAGAACAUAGAAGAGCUCAAGGGGCAUCUCACGCCCUACGCCGAUGAGCUCAAGGUCAAGAUCGACCAGAACGUGGAAGAGCUGCGUCGCAGCCUGGCUCCCUACGCGCAGGACGUCCAGGAGAAGCUCAACCACCAGCUCGAGGGGCUGGCCUUCCAGAUGAAGAAGAAUGCCGAGGAGCUGAAGGCCAAGAUCACGGCCAAUGCCGACAAGCUGCGGCAGAGGCUGGCGCCGGUGGCCGAGGACGUGCGCGGCAAGCUGAGGGACAACGCCAAGGGACUGCAGGAGUCGCUGGCCCAGCUCAACAGCCACCUGGACCGGCAGGUGGAGGAGUUCCGCCGCAACCUGGGGCCCUACGGCGACACCUUCAACAGAGCCCUGGUGCAGCAGGUGGAGGAGCUCAGGCAGAAGCUGGGCCCCUACGCAGGCGGGAUGGAAGACCACCUGAGCUUCCUGGAGAAGGAUCUGAGAGACAAGGUCAACUCUUUCUUCAGCACCCUCAAGGAGAAGGAGAACCAGGACAUGCCUCUGGCCCUCCCCGAGCAGGAGCAGGCGCCAGGCCCUUUGGAGAGCUGA
Puma concolor (puma) is the source of this 1149-nucleotide messenger RNA. It is a transcript of the gene APOA4, whose product is annotated as apolipoprotein A4. The record is from RefSeq and is a predicted model, not a curated record. Gene Ontology annotation, molecular function: phospholipid binding; cholesterol transfer activity; phosphatidylcholine-sterol O-acyltransferase activator activity. Lineage: Eukaryota; Metazoa; Chordata; Mammalia; Carnivora; Felidae. Gene Ontology annotation, cellular component: extracellular vesicle; high-density lipoprotein particle; chylomicron. Gene Ontology annotation, biological process: cholesterol efflux; lipoprotein metabolic process; cholesterol metabolic process.